AAAAUGCAACGCCACAUGAAAAUGAAAUGGUCACUACCACACAGAUACUCAUUUUUAAAACUGGCACUUACACACAAUUGACUCGCGAAUAGAUACCAGCAAAUAUUAAAUGUGUGUUUUAGUAGUGCACUUAUAUGUUUUUCUCCACCCAAUUACAUCCAAUGAUCCAAGGAAUCUUCUUGCGACUCUUGCUCUAUAAGAAUACCUAUUCUUCUAACACUCGAGCAAACCAAACCAAACCUAGCUAGUUUUCAUCACCUUCCUAUGAUUGUUUUUGUUUUAAUUUCCUAACUAACUAACACAGCAACAAGCACUGAGUCUUUGGCCAUGACGUUCAACGCGAGCACCAUCACAACGGCGUCGGAAGGAGCCUGGCAGGGCGAUAAUCCCCUGAACCACGCUCUUCCUUUGUUGAUCGUUCAAACCAUCCUCGUAGUCUUCGUGAGCCGCACACUCGCCUUUCUCCUCAAACCCUUUCGUCAACCUAAAGUUGUCGCCGAGAUUAUUGGUGGAAUUUUGUUGGGGCCUUCUGCUAUUGGGCGCAACAAGAAAUUCAUGCACAUAGUGUUCCCAGCAUGGAGCACUACCAUGCUGGAAUCAGUGGCAAGCUUCGGCCUCUUAUUCUAUCUAUUUCUGGUGGGCCUAGAGCUCGACUUUCGCACCAUUCGCCGGAGCGGCAAGCAAGCCUUCAACAUCGCGGUGGCCGGAAUAACCCUCCCCUUCAUCUGCGCCGUGGGAGUAACGUUCCUUCUCCAGAGAGCCAUCCGCUCUGAAAACCAUAACAUAGGGUACGUUCAGCACUUCGUGUUCUUAGGGGUAUCUCUGUCCAUCACGGCUUUCCCUGUGCUCGCGCGCAUCUUAGCGGAGCUCAAACUGCUGACCACACGUGUGGGAGAAACCGCCAUGGCGGCUGCAGCCUUCAACGACGUCGCUGCGUGGGUUUUGUUGGCCUUGGCGGUGGCUUUGGCUGGCCAGGGACACAAAAGCAGCUUGUUGACAUCAAUAUGGGUGCUCUUCUCAGGGAUGGCGUUUGUUGCAGCCAUGAUGAUCCUGGUUCGACCGGUGAUGAACCGUGUUGCUCGCAAGUGUUCUCACGAACAAGACGUGUUACCCGAAAUCUACAUAUGUUUAACUCUAGCGGGAGUAAUGUUAUCGGGGUUAGUGACAGACAUGAUAGGGUUACAUUCAAUUUUCGGGGGAUUUGUUUUCGGGCUAACGAUACCGAAAGGUGGCGAAUUUGCAAAUAGAAUGACGAGGAGGAUUGAGGACUUCGUGUCCACGUUGUUCCUUCCCUUGUACUUUGCUGCCAGUGGUUUGAAAACUGACGUGACUAAGUUACGAAGCGUGGUGGAUUGGGGGCUUCUUUUGCUGGUUACGUCCACCGCGAGCGUGGGGAAGAUUUUGGGAACGUUUGCGGUGGCGAUGAUGUGCAUGGUGCCGGUGAGAGAAUCCUUGACGCUUGGAGUGUUAAUGAACACCAAAGGGUUGGUGGAGCUAAUCGUUCUCAAUAUUGGCAGAGAGAAGAAGGUGCUUAACGACGAGAUGUUUACCAUCCUAGUACUCAUGGCUCUCUUCACCACCUUCAUUACAACUCCAAUAGUCUUGGCCAUAUACAAACCCUCUCGUAUAGUAAACUCCGGUUCGCAAAAACCGUCGCGGCUAACAGAUUUGCAAGAGAAGCUUCGCAUUCUUGCGUGCAUCCAUGGACCUGGCAACAUACCCUCACUAAUCAACUUCGUUGAAUCAAUUCGGGCCACCAACAUGUCACGACUCAAACUCUACGUGAUGCAACUUACCGAACUCACUGAUAGCUCUUCCUCCAUCUUGAUGGUUCAACGCAGUCGAAAGAAUGGUUUUCCCUUCAUCAACCGAAUGAAGAGUGGACCAAUGCAUGAGCAAAUUGCCACAGCAUUCCAGGCUUAUGGUGAAGUGGGUAAAGUUACUGUGCAUCAUUUAACAUCUAUCUCUCUAUUGUCAACAAUGCACGAGGACAUAUGCCACGUUGCAGAAAAGAAAGGUGUGGCAAUGAUUAUAUUGCCCUUCCACAAAAGGUGGGGAGGGGAAGAUGAAGAGGUGACAGAAGACUUAGGGCAGGGUUUGAGGGAAGUCAAUCAAAGGGUGCUUCAAAAUGCAGCCUGCUCUGUCGCAGUGCUAGUCAAUCGUGGGGUUGCCAGAAGGUACGAACAAGAACCUGAGACAAGUGUUGCUGCAAGGAAAAGAGUGUGCAUAAUUUUCAUUGGUGGACCACAUGAUCGCAAGGUUUUGGAGUUAGGUAGCAGAAUGGCAGAGCAUCCAGCAAUUAGGUUGCUUUUAGUGAGAUUCACUUCAUACACAGAAGUUGGGGACGAGGGACCCAAAUAUAACUCACCAACAUCAACCACCAACUGGGAAAAAGAAAAGGAGUUGGAUGAGGAAGCAGUAAACGAGUUCAAGGUUAAAUGGCAGGAGACUGUGGAGUACAUUGAAAAGAACGCAACCAACAUAACAGAGGAGGUGUUAUCAAUUGGGAAAGCUAAGGAUCACGACCUAGUAAUUGUGGGGAAGCAACAACUUGAGACAACCAUGUUGACAAACAUAGAUUUUCGUCACGGGAAUGAAGAGCUGGGACCCAUUGGAGAUCUCUUUGUCUCUUCGGGUAACGGCAUUACCAGUUCAUUGCUCGUUAUACAGGACCGAUAUUUUAUAAAUUCAAACGAAAGUAAUCUCGUUAAGACAUCAAGGGCCGAGAGUACUGUGAUUAAAGAUGCUAUCGAAGAACUUUAACCAUCCAAUGUACAAUGAUAGUAGUAUCAAAUAUGUAUAAUAAAUAAUCAUCCGUGUAUAAAAUGAGCAUCCUGCGUGUACGAUGACAACCCUCCCCCAAUCUCACGUGCUGUAUUUUGAACCUUCGUUAAUCUCUAUAUAUAAUACUCUUGUUUGGACAUAUGGAA
Molecule: messenger RNA, 2930 nt
Organism: Glycine soja
Lineage: Eukaryota; Viridiplantae; Streptophyta; Magnoliopsida; Fabales; Fabaceae
Product: cation/H(+) antiporter 20-like
Exons: 5
Coding region: 328-2763 (811 amino acids)
Biological process (GO): proton transmembrane transport; regulation of pH
Cellular component (GO): endomembrane system; membrane
Molecular function (GO): antiporter activity
Source: RefSeq, a predicted model, not a curated record